Megalops cyprinoides (Indo-Pacific tarpon) is the source of this 1415-nucleotide messenger RNA. It is a transcript of the gene tslig1, whose product is annotated as zinc finger and BTB domain containing 8 opposite strand. Bases 75 to 563 code for a protein of 162 amino acids. NCBI's taxonomy places the organism in Eukaryota, Metazoa, Chordata, Actinopteri, Elopiformes, Megalopidae. The transcript is spliced from 7 exons. Gene Ontology annotation, biological process: tRNA splicing, via endonucleolytic cleavage and ligation. Gene Ontology annotation, cellular component: tRNA-splicing ligase complex. The record is from RefSeq and is a predicted model, not a curated record.
UGCAUGAAAGUAAAGCUUCAGCUCAAAGCGACAUAUCAUAGUGGCAUAUCUAAAAAGUAGACGAAGUAUUGAGAAUGAAUGAUCGGGAACUCGAUCUUACGGAGGCGCAGAAAGCAAUAAAGGCAAAAUACCCACCCAUCGUCAAGAAAUAUGAGUAUUUGGACCACACAGCUGAUGUGCAGCUGCACUCUUGGGGGGAUUCUCUGGAGGAGGCGUUCGAGCAGUGUGCCAUGGCCAUGUUCGGCUACAUGACGGACACGGAGACGGUGGAGCCCAUCGACACAAUCGAGGUGGAGUCAGAGGGGGAUGAUAUGGAAUCCCUCCUGUAUCAUUUCUUGGAUGACUGGUUGUUUAAAUUCAGUGCAGAUGUGUUCUUCAUCCCCAGGGAAGUGAAAGUUUUGCACAUUGACAGGAUGCGUUUCAGGAUUCGUUCCAUCGGAUGGGGAGAGGAGUUUGACCUUGCGAAGCACCCGCAGGGGACAGAGGUGAAGGCCAUCACAUACUCGGCCAUGCAGAUACAUGAUGAGAGCAAGCCGGAGAUCUUCGUCAUAAUCGACAUAUAAAGGAGAACUCCCUUCAGUGACAUCACAGAAGUGAGGCCAUUGUCCGUCUGGAAUGUGCAUCAUGGCGGGAAAGUGUGGGACUGAAAGGGAGGACCCCCGGCACAACGAGAAUGUGUAAUGUCUGGCUUUCCAGCCGCGGGUGCCUUUAUAUGAAAUGUGACUCCUUAUUAAAACAAGAAAUCAAAACAGCUUGUGGCUUCGGGAAGAAAAUUUGUUUCACUCCUUGUUCUUGCAACAUCCCUUAACCAGUGAAAACUGCAAAAUCUGGAACUGGAUCACAACGCUUCUUGACACGUCAAAUCUUUUGUACUAAAUGGAAACAUGCUGACCCUCAGUAUACAGAGAUUUAAUGUGCGAGUUAUGUGAGGAAACGCACUGCUAUAAUAUCUCUGCUCCUUAAUACAGCAGAGUUCUGUGUCACUGGGCAAAGUGAGCACGGUGGCAGCAGAAAUCUGAGUGAAUGGAGUAGGAAGAAGUGGGGAAACCAGACUCAUUUCAUUUUAAGCCUUACAGGUGGGAUGAAAGCUUAGUGCGCUGUAUUCUUUCACUGCUGACUUUUCUUACUUGGUACUUUGGGUCCCAUUUUGUUUAUUACGAUUACAGUAAUUACUGCAAUCUGUAGUAAUCAGUAGGUCUCGGAAGUGUCAGAUUACAGGCAACAUGCAGGCCAUGGAGAAACUAUUCUAAAAUGGAGCUUUUGAGCAUGUGGAAUUUAGGGUUCUAAGUCAAGGUUUUAUUUUUUAAAAACUUCCCAAUCAGAAAGUAAGGUAUUUGAGAAUUUAAUUUAUAUAAUGUGGAAGACUGUAUUUUAAGACCUUUCUCUAAGUGAAAAUUCUGUUUCGGUGUCAGAAU